AUGGCUGACGAUAACACCAUCAUCGAAGGCACUGUUAAGUUCCGCGAUGGAAAAAAGUGGAAGUCGCGCUGGUGCGUCAUGCGGAAGCUGUCGCCGGUCGCGGACUGCGUGCACCUGCAAGUGUACCGCGACUCGAAGGCGCGGUGGGGCGGCGCGGCCAGCAAGGCGUCCCUGUCGCUGCAGCAGUUCCUGGGCUGCGAGGCGGGCUUCACGCUCGACAAGCACUCGCACACACUCGCGCUGCUGUGCCGAGACUUCACGGCUGUGCUCGCGUUCGAGACGCGCGAGAGACUCAUACAAUGGCAGGUAAAAGUCGGUGCUCAACUCGGAGAAGCGCGACAGUACCUCGUACUGGUGGGUUCAGGUGGGGCAAGUGCAGGUGGUAAGAGAUUGGCGGCGGGCCCAGCUCGCCUUCACCUGUAUCAUCGCCGUUUUGCUUUGACCUCUGGUGUGCCACCACGUUUGCUGGGUGUGUGGGAAAUUGCGCAUCUGAGACGAUACGGCGUAGUCGAUGGACGAUUCUGUUUUGAGGGUGGGUCACAUUGUGGGAAGGGCGAAGGUCUGCAUGUGCUGGUGACCGAUCAAGCCACUGAAAUAGCUCGUGACUUUGAUCUGGCGUCUAGAGGACAGUUGUCACCAAGAAGAAGACCAUUAGGGUCCAAGAAAGGUCUUCACAGUCCUCACUCUCAUAAAUCAUUUAAAACAUCAGACUCGCGAAGAUUAGAAUUAAACACAAUAGACAGAUCACUGCCACCAACAGACUUGCGACUAUAUGAAGAUCCUUGCAUCGGAGAUGACUUGGGUGCAAUCUCACCGUACUGGCCUUCCGCAGAACGAACACACUUUCCAGAUAUGGGGUUAGGUGAUACGGCAUCUGUAAAUGAAACCAUUGAUGGUGCUGAGACAACUCCUUGGAACGGAAAUGGAAACGUUAUGUUAGAAAGAUGUAUGAGUUGUAUAUCAAAAUUAGGAGCUUUGUCUAGGUCAUCGACAGCUGCUUUAACACCUGGAGCUAAACAUUUCAGUCCGGCGUGGACUAUGGAAGCAGUUGAUGAAUACGAUAACAAUGAAAUGACGUCAACUGAUGCAAUUUUAAGUAAUGAAAAGCAAAAAGAUGGCUCUAACAAAGAGGAUGUCUGCCGGUGUUCCCUAGACAGACCGCCGGAUCGACCUCCAAAGCCAUUACGAUUAGAAUUAAAUCUCACAAAAAAGCCACCUAUGCCUUUACCUAUUAGGUCGUUUACUCACGGUCAUCUGUCGUCAAUUGGCGAAAAUAAUGCAACAAAUAUUGGUCCUUACGAAAAUUAUGAUGUGCCAAAAAUACCGUCAGCUGAGGUAGAAGGAGAGUACUACGAUACUCCAAAAAGACUCAAAGAAUGUCUUAAUAGUGAAUUGUUUCAAAUUACAAAGAGUUCAAAUACAAAUACGCUUAUACUGAAGAAGCCUUGUGGUUGUUUACUAAAAUUAGGGAAAAAGAUAAAACAACCAACAGUAAUAAAUACAGAUGAAAGUUUUCAACCAACAAACUGUCCAUGUCAAAGAGUAACUGAUUGGGCAAACAAUUGGAUUAAAUUACCUUAUUGUAACAGAAACACUGAUGACAAGGAAACCGAAAACAAAACAGUGAAGAAUAAAGAAAACGUCAUACCAAAUACUAGUGAUCGAAGUGCACUUUAUGCUACUGUGGACUUAUCAAGGAAAACAAAGAGAAAAACUCCGAACGAGUCCUGUUUGACCCCUAGCGAUACAAUGAGUCGCAGUCUUGAUGCGAGAGUGUUUGAGAUCGACGAGGGUCCUCAAGCGAAUUACGAAAAUCUAAAUUUUGCUUUGUCCUUAGAACAUUAUGAAAACGCGAAAGAUUUAUUAAGGAAAGCUGGUGUUACACAGUCAGAGCUUAAUGCUCUUAGUACAAAUUUAAAACCUAUAAUGGGAUUCACUAAAAUAAGAGGAAAAACCAUGUGUAAUAAAUGUGGUCAUCAAAAAGAAGAUAAUGAUGAAAAAUCAAAUCAAAAAAGUUCUAACGAUGAGUAUUUAAUGAUGGAACCGAACUCAUUAGGCAGCAAUAAAUUUGAACAAGACAAGUCCUUACAUUCUGGAUAUACACCAAUGUCUCCUAUCGGUAGUUUUGGUUUCCAUACUUUGAAAUAUCCAGCAAAAAAUCCUAUAAGUAGACUACUUGAUGAGAAGUCUGCCAGUAAUCCAACGUUAUCUGGACCAGAAGAUUCUCGCCCCAAUAUAUUGUCUGCUGGAGAACAUGUAGAGUUGCGAGCGGUGCGAGAUCGUGCCGAAUUUAGAAAAAGAUCUAGUUCUGCCGAUUCAUCAAGAUUCCUUGACGAUGUUAAAGAAUUUGACGGUAGCGUCGGAAGCAGAGGUUCAGCUUCAUCCAUCGAAACUUUACGUGAUAUAGGUGUGCGGGAAACAAACACACCCUGUGACUGUGCCACAAGCAAACAUUCGGAUGCCGACAGUUCAGAGGCGUCUAAAGCGAAAGGCAUAACAGUAACAGCGGGCGGAAAUAGGGAUUCAUCGAGUUCGAACGAUUCAGGUGUAUCUAGUUGGUCUCUACGUGGUGAAACGGCGCCUAAUGCUGCAGAUUUUGAGCUGCCAGCAACGACUGCAGCUACUCGAAGAAGGUAUCGAACAGCCCGACGUGCGACGGAUUCUCCACGAGGUACACCCCUUCGUCGUUCGCGUUCUUCCGGAGGGACAAGAAAUUCACCACCCGCUACACACAAAUGUUGUUCGGCUGAAGCAGAGGUUCCUGUACUCAUCGUCAAGCCUCUCAGAGGUGUCAUGGAUACGCAUAGCACAUCCAGCGGCACUUCCGAUAUGUCGGACUAUAUUGAAACCCUUUCCAUUUGUUCUUCGCAUUCAUCGUCAGACACUCCUAUAACUAUGCGAGUUAUGCGUCAAACGACGAGUACGCUGCGGCCGCGCUCCGGCAAGGAGUACCAGCCGCUGGCGCCGCGCCUCGCCGCCGGCCUGCGGUCGACACAACCGCAUGCAUAUUCAAAUCUCCCGUAG
Molecule: messenger RNA, 3024 nt
Organism: Melitaea cinxia (Glanville fritillary)
Lineage: Eukaryota; Metazoa; Arthropoda; Insecta; Lepidoptera; Nymphalidae
Exons: 9
Coding region: 1-3024 (1007 amino acids)
Biological process (GO): neuromuscular junction development; positive regulation of protein tyrosine kinase activity
Molecular function (GO): protein kinase binding
Source: RefSeq, a predicted model, not a curated record